This is a messenger RNA of Brassica oleracea var. oleracea, 973 nucleotides long. Its product is annotated as 26S proteasome non-ATPase regulatory subunit 10. Gene Ontology annotation, cellular component: nucleus; cytoplasm. The transcript is spliced from 5 exons. The record is from RefSeq and is a predicted model, not a curated record. Gene Ontology annotation, molecular function: protein binding. Bases 89 to 823 code for a protein of 244 amino acids. Lineage: Eukaryota; Viridiplantae; Streptophyta; Magnoliopsida; Brassicales; Brassicaceae.
GUUUAGAACAGAAUCGAAUCACUUAUUAGGUCUUCUUCUCUGACAACGAAACGAAACCAAGCUUUAAUCAAAUCUUGGACAAGAAGCCAUGGAAGUUGAAACCGAUGAUACGAAGGGACAAGAGCCGAAGCAAAUUAGAGACGAAGAACUAUUCAAAGCGGCGGAAUCUGGCGAUUCUUCGGUGUUCAUGUCUUUAUCUCCUCAACAGCUCGCGAAAUCUCUCAGUUUCAGAAACGAAGACGGUCGCUCCCUCCUCCAUGUCUCAGCUUCUUUCGGCCAUUCUCAGAUAGUGAAGUUGCUAUCAAGUGUAGAUGAGUCAAAGACUGUUAUCAAUAGUAAGGAUGAUGAAGGAUGGGCUCCUCUUCAUUCUGCUACUAGCAUCGGCAAGGCCGAGCUCGUUGAAAUCUUAUUGACUAGAGGUGCUGAUGUGAAUGUCAAAAACAAUGGUGGUCGCACUGCUCUUCACUAUGCUGCUAGCAAGGGAUGGUUAGAGAUCGCUCAGCUUUUACUAACACAUGGCGCAAAGAUAAACAUCACGGACAAGGUGGGUUGCACUCCGCUUCAUAGAGCAGCAAGCACUGGUAAGACUGAAGUUUGUGAGUUUUUGAUAGAGGAAGGAGCAGAGAUUGAUGCUAUGGAUAAAAUGGGCCAAACUCCACUCAUGCAUUCCGUGAUCUGUGAUGACAGACAAGUUGCGUUUCUUCUUGUAAGACAUGGUGCAGAUGUUGAUGUAGAAGACAAGGAAGGCUACACCGUUCUAGGCCGAGCUUCCAACGAUUUCAGACCAGCACUUAUUGAUGCUGCCAAGGCUAUGCUUGAAUGAUAUGCUUACUCUAAAACAGUAGAACAUAAAAAGGAUUGUUCUUUAUUUGUUCAAGUUUGCUAGAUUUUUCUGCUUUUAUCUAAAAGAAAAAUGUUUAUCAAUUUAUGCUCUUCUCUAGAAAUUUUUUUAGCAAUAAAUCUCCAAUUAAUU